Molecule: messenger RNA, 345 nt
Organism: Angiostrongylus costaricensis
Lineage: Eukaryota; Metazoa; Nematoda; Chromadorea; Rhabditida; Metastrongylidae
Source: the annotation of a GenBank genome assembly
AUGAUGUUGGGUAGACGCAUGCCAAUUCUUCGCUUUUCAAUGGUUGGUUUGAGAUACUAUCGUGGUACACAUGGUGUAGUGGUGGUGUACGAUAUAACGAAUGGCGAAUCGUUUAGCAAUGUAAAGCGAUGGCUGCACGAAAUAGAUGCCAACUGCGAGAGUGUUCAAAAAAUUCUUGUGGGCAACAAGAAUGAGGAUCCUCAGCGUCGAGUUGUACUCGAAAGUGAUGCGAGGCAAUUCGCCGAUACGAUGCAUAUUCGAUUUUUCGAAACGUCAGCCAAGGAAAAUACUAACGUAGAAGAGGUUAGUGUUUUAUUUGGUGGAGGAUCUGGAUAUGGUGUAUAG